Messenger RNA from Miniopterus natalensis, 1446 nucleotides. It is a transcript of the gene ISCA2, whose product is annotated as iron-sulfur cluster assembly 2. Lineage: Eukaryota; Metazoa; Chordata; Mammalia; Chiroptera; Miniopteridae. Gene Ontology annotation, biological process: iron-sulfur cluster assembly. The record is from RefSeq and is a predicted model, not a curated record. Gene Ontology annotation, cellular component: mitochondrion. Gene Ontology annotation, molecular function: 2 iron, 2 sulfur cluster binding; 4 iron, 4 sulfur cluster binding; iron ion binding.
GGAGGAAGAUGGCGGCCGCCCGGGGUUUAUCCCUGUCGGCGGCGGCGCUGAGAGCCGUCACCCCCUGGUGGAGGAGCAGAUGGGGGUCGCCAGGUGCCCCUCUGCUCGCGGGCUCAGCGUCCUCCCUUGCGCGUGGCAGGCUCCUCGGGGCUUCCGCCCGACCUCAGGCGCUUCGGGCAGCGUCGUCCUCCAGCCCCGAGGCUGGCGAAGGGCAGAUUCACCUCACCGCCAGCUGCGUCCAGAGGCUCCUGGAAAUCACCCAAGGCUCAGAAUUCCUCAGGCUGGAGGUGGAGGGAGGUGGAUGCUCCGGAUUCCAAUACAGAUUUUCACUGGAUACAGUUAUCAACCCGGACGACAGGGUAUUUGAACAGGGUGGGGCAAAAGUGGUGGUUGACUCUGAUAGCUUGGCCUUCGUGAAAGGGGCCCAGGUGGACUUCAGCCAAGAACUGAUCCGAAGCUCAUUUCAAGUGUUGAACAAUCCUCAAGCUGACAAAGGCUGCUCCUGUGGGUCAUCCUUCUCUGUCAAACUCUGAUUCGAUGACAGGUGACCUAGAGAUUGCUGCCAUUGGUACCAAUUGGAGGAACCUGGGAUUAGUCGAAUUUUAGUGGUUUCCUUCCAAUCAUGUCCCUCCCUCAAUUCAGGAUUGUUGUGUUUUGCCACCAUUAUUUUCAGAAUGUGAAGCUGUUACUCUUGACUUAAUUUCCCCUGCACAAUUCUAAAGCCAAGGCCCUAGAUGCCGUUACCUGAUUUAAUAACUAGUUGAAAUGCAGUGUAAUCUGUAGAGCCUCCAAGGUUCCAAAAUUUGAGUUACUUCUCUGGCCUUCAGAGGUGCUCAUACAUAUAUGUAAAACUAUGUAUAAAAGCUAUAUUUUACAGAAAGUCCUUAUUUACUUGUGUUUUGGAUCAGUCUUAGAUUAAGUAGCUUGAACACUUGUUACUAGGCCAGAGAGGAUGAGAAAGGCAAGUGAAAAGUUCUCAUCUUCAUCUCACCCUUCCUGAAUGUUCUCCUUGACUUAUCUUUAUUUCCUAUGCAGUUCGUGGUCUACUUCCCAUUUGUUAGGCAGAUACAUUUUCUCACACUCAGAAUUUUAUUUUAUUUUAAAUUUUAUUUUAUUAUUUUCAUCACCAUUUAUCCAUUCUAUGCCCUCUUACACGCUCAGAAUUUAGAUUCACAAAACCAAAAGCCCAUCACUCAGAAAACAGACCUAACUCCCACUGAUACCCUAAUUACUUGAAAAAUAGCCCCUGCAGUCCCACAGACAUUUCAAGAUUCUGUGAUCAUUUAGUGACUGAAUCUCUUAAGGGUAUGUUGCUUCACUUGCCUUAUGGCGUAAACAUCUCUGGUCUGUGCAUAGCAGGAACUGGUCCCUUUGUUGGAAUAGAUAACAGAUAACUCAGGGAUUUUCUUUUAGGUUGAAUUACCAGAUAAAAUGCAGGAUGCCCAA